AGCUCCUCCCGUCACUCCCCCCCAUUCCCGCAGCUCCUCCUCCCUCUCCCCCAGCCCCCCCCCCGCUCUCCCCCGGCUCCUCCCGCCGCUCCCCCCGUGUUUCCCGCAGCUCCUCCCGCCGCUCCCCCCGUGUUCCCGCAGCUCCUCCCGCGGCCCCCCCGCUCCCGCAGCUCCGCAGUCCGGCGCAGCCCCGGCCGGAGAAAAUGGCGGAUCGCGCCGAGAUGUUCUCGCUCUCCACCUUCCACUCGCUCUCCCCGCCCGGCUGCAGGCCCCCCCAGGACAUCAGCCUGGAGGAGUUUGACGAUGAGGACCUGUCGGAGAUCACGGACGACUGUGGCAUCGGCCUCAACUACGACUCGGAUCACUAUGAGAAGGACUGCCUGGUGCUGGACCGCGGGGAGCAGCCCCACCCCGUCUGCACCUUCCAGGACGACUUCCAGGAGUUCGAGAUGAUCGACGACAACGAGGAGGAGGAGGAGGAGGAAGAGGAGGAGGAGGAGGGCAACGAUCUGGAAGCUCCACCGUCCCCUUCGGCCUCACCCAUCCCCUCGCCCGCCCUGGAGGAGACGCAGAAGCACCGACCCACCACGCUCAACCUGACGGCCCCGGGCACCCAGGAUUCCCUGAACAACAACGGCAGCUUCCCACCGCCCGCUCACCGCACGACCUGGCAGGACGCCCUCCUCCACUCCUCCUCCUCCUCCUCUUCCUCACACACCGGACACUCGUCUCCCCACGCCUGCAUCCUGGACGGACCCUGCCUGGAGAGCCCGCGGGGCCCCGGGGGGGCCCCCCCCUCGCUGCCGCCCUCCCCCUUGGACUCGCAAGGCAACAGCCCCGAGUCCCUGGCACAUGGUAACCCAUCGCCCCCGAGUGCCGGGCAAGAUUUUAACAUGAACCUCAUCUCCGCAGCGCUCCGAGCUCCGCUGUCCCCGCCGCGCCCCCGCCAGCCGCCCCCUCAACCGUGUCUCUCUCCAACAGGGCCCGCGGCUCCCCCCGGCCCCCCCGACGCCGGCCCCCCGCCCCCGGCCCCCGCCGCUGCCCCCCGCGCCCCCACGCAGCCCGAGGCGGCCCGGGGGGCCCCCAGCCCGGGGUCCCCCCGCCCGCAGCCCGGCCCCCCGCGGCCCCCCGAGGAGCGGGCGGACGGCGCCCGCGUGUGCCCCCCGGAGCCGCUCAGCUCCGACGGGGAGGGUCCCCGGUCCGGCCGGGCGGCCAGCGUGCGCGGGCACCCCUCGGGCUCCUCGGAGACCACCUCGCCCUCCUCGGACCCCGGCAUCGAGGCCGACCUCACCAGCCGCACCGCCAAGCCCUUCCUGCCCGGCGGGCGGCACGGGGAGGACCUGAGCUCGCCCGGCUCCGACUCGGACGUGGAGGGGGAGCUCGAGGCGGCCUUCGCCGGCGGGCGCCUGGUCAGCAACAUGAUCUCCUCCAUCUCGGAGACCGAGCUGGACCUGAGCAGCGACAGCAGCAGCGGCCGCUCCUCCCACCUCACCAACUCCAUCGAGGAGGCCAGCUCGCCCGGCUCCGAGGGAGAGCUGGAGCCGGAGCUGGAGGCGCCCGGCCUGAUGGGCAUCAAGGACUCGCUGCUGCUCGACAAGGGCAAGGAGGAGGAGGAGGAGCCCGCGGAGAGGGGGCCGCCGGAGCGCGGCGUGGUGAGGCGGCAGAGCCUGGCCGAGCUGAAGAUGGAGGGGUACUACGACAGCCUGGACCCCGCCGACUGCCCCGCGCCCGAGGGCCAGACCGAGGUCUCCGCCUCCAGCCCCCUGGACCUGAAGAUCGACCCGGACCACAGCCUGGAGAGCAUCCGCCGCUCCUUCUACCUGCCCGUGGGGCCCAAGCUGAUGCCCGAGGCGGACGAGGAGGACAACAGCGAGUACGACUCCGACUCGGAGUCGGAGCCCGACCUGAGCGAGGACUCGGACUCUCCCUGGCUGCUCAGCAACCUGGUCAACAAGAUGAUCUCGGAGGGCUCGUACCCCAUCAAGUGCCCGGACGAGUGCUUCCAGAACACCCACUCGCUGUGCGACACCAUCUCCCCGGCCUCCGACCUGGAGCCCGAGAUCCUGAGCGAGGCGCUGGACGAGGAGCCCGUCCCGCGGGACUCUCCGGCGGGGCCGGGGGACGCGGCGGUGCCGCGGUGCCAGCGCGCCAUCGAGCUGGUGGACAUGGAGACGCUGCGCAGCUCCCUGGAGUGCGCCGAGGACGAGCGAGGCCUGGACGCCGCCACGGAGCCGCCGCCGGAGCCGCCGGCCGAGGAGCCGGGCCCCUUCCUCUUCCUCAGCAACCCCACCAACGACACCAUCGCGCCCGUCUUCCCGGGGCGCCCCGUCACCCUCGACAGGCUGGACGCCUCCGAGGUCCUGGCCACCUUCGGCUGCCGUCCUGCACCGCCACGUGUCCCACCACGUGUGUCCCCAGGUGCUGAACCCGCCGUCACCGGGGACCACCACGGCGCCGGGGACCACCACAGCACUGGGGACCACCACGGCGCCGGGGACCAGCGCACCGCCAGCCCCGAGGGCUGGGCCGUCGACAAGGACCUGGACUCGGGGGUCCUGGAAGCCGCCGACAUGAUCGACGACGUCCGGUUAGUGCCCCCCGACGCCGACCCCGCCACGCUGGACGUCUCCACCGCCAAGACCAACCGCGGCUUCGCCAUGGCCUUUGAUGAGGACGAGGGGUCCUUCCUGCCCAGCUCCCCCUUCCCCACGGCCCCGCGGCGGGGCAGCUUCGGGGGGGAGCUGCCGCCCGUCCCCGGGGCGCCGGAGCCGCCGGCGCUGGACGAGUCGCUGGCCUACGACUCGGUGAAGUACACGCUGGUGGUGGACGAGCACACGCAGCUGGAGCUGGUGAGCCUGCGGCGCUGCACGUCCGUGCUGAGCGACGACAGCGACCUGCUGCGCGCCUGCGACCGCUGCGACAUGGACGACGAGGUGGCCUUCGGGGACGGGCUGGUGGCCCCCGACGCGCACAGCUCCUCCGAGGACUCGUCCCCCGAGGCCGACCUCCAGUUCUCCAAGAAGUUCCUCAACGUCUUCGUCAACAGCACCUCGCGCUCCUCCAGCACAGAGUCCUUCGGGCUGUUCUCCUGCAUGGUGAACGGGGAGGAGCGGGAGCAGACCCACCGCGCCGUCUUCAGGUUCAUCCCCCGCCACGAGGAUGAGCUGGAGCUGGACGUGGACGACCCCAUCCUGGUGGAGCUGGAGGAGGACGACUACUGGUACCGGGGGUACAACAUGCGGACGGGGGAGAGGGGCAUCUUCCCCGCCUUCUACGCCCACGAGGUGGUCGGCCAGGCCCGGGACGCCAUCGGCCUGAAGAGGAACCCGUGCUGGGUGGAGCGGUUCAACGUGCAGUUCCUGGGCUCCGUGGAGGUCCCGUAUCACCAGGGCAACGGGAUCCUCUGCGCCGCCAUGCAGAAGAUCGCCACCACCAGGAAGCUGACGGUGCAUCUGCGCCCCCCGGCCAGCUGUGACCUGGAGGUGACGCUGCAGGGCAUCAAACUCAUCCUGACCGUCACCGAGUACAGCCGGGACGAGGAGUUCGAGCGCUGCAGCCACUUCUUCCAGAUGAAAAACAUCUCCUUCUGCGGGUGCCACCCCCGGAACAGCUGCUACUUCGGGUUCAUCACCAAGCACCCGGUGCUGAGCCGCUUCGCCUGCCACGUGUUCGUGUCCCAGGAGUCCAUGAGACACGUGGCCGAGUGUGUCGGCCGAGCGUUUCAGGAAUAUUACCAGGAGCACCUGGAAUACGCCUGCCCCACAGAGGACAUCUACCUGGAGUAGGGGGGCAGCGGGGGGGCUCCUGCUUCCGCACCCCCCUCCAGCCCCACGGCGGCCAGAGACUGUGUGACCCCCAGCCAGCCGGCUUGGCCCCCCCGCACACGCUCCAGCCCGGGCCCCGCGGCCCCCCCGCACACCCUCACCGCUUCUCGGGGGGCCGGGGGCCGCCGCGGACCACGGGUGGGUAUCGCCCCGGGCACGGCGGUGACGCAGCCCGGCCUGGGGGGCCGGGGAGGAGCCGCCCCCCACCCCCUGCAUGAGCAACGCCGGCCCGGGGGGCAGGAGCGGGGAGAAGCCCCUCGGCCACGGGGGGGACCGAGAGGGGGGCUCGAGGGGGUGAGUGGGGCUGGGGGGAGGCUGUGGGGGGGCUGAGGGGGGCACAGGGAGGGGGGGUGUGCCAGGGUGAGCAUCUCCAUGAAGCCCCCGAGCCCCGCGCAGUGCCAGCCCCCCACCCUGAGGAACGGGGGUCCCCCCCGGCGCUGCAGCCCCCGGGAACGGCCCAAACCCCCCCUCCAGCUGCAGCCCCCGGGUCUCCCGCCCCCGGCCCCCUCGUGUCGGUGCCCCCGGCCCCACCCCCUGCCACCGCUCCGCCAUCCCCCCGCCCGGGGGGCCGAGCUCCCCCCGAGGGGCCGUGGGGCGCAGCACCGCGCUCGGGCCCCGGGGGGGUCCCCGUCGGGGGGAUCCCCGUCGGGGGGGUCCCCGUCGGGGGCCCCCCCACUCCUCACUGCUGUGCCUGGUGGUUUCUUUGCUUCGGCCCCUCUCGCCCAGCGCUAUCGUGACUAUAACUCCACCCGCUCGAUGUCCCGAUAUUUAUCUGUAACUCAGCAGCCAGAGGAGCCCCGAGAGCCCCCCGAGCCACUGUACGACCCCCGGUUGUCCCCACGCCGUGUCACCCACUUGGUCUUUCAAUAAAAUAUAUGCUUGGUGUGA
Pseudopipra pipra is the source of this 4712-nucleotide messenger RNA. It is a transcript of the gene MAPK8IP2, whose product is annotated as mitogen-activated protein kinase 8 interacting protein 2. Gene Ontology annotation, biological process: regulation of JNK cascade; JNK cascade. Gene Ontology annotation, molecular function: MAP kinase scaffold activity; JUN kinase binding. Gene Ontology annotation, cellular component: cytoplasm. The transcript has 12 exons. Lineage: Eukaryota; Metazoa; Chordata; Aves; Passeriformes; Pipridae. The record is from RefSeq and is a predicted model, not a curated record. The coding region runs from base 204 to 3785 and encodes 1193 amino acids.